CGUGGGAGUCAGUGUUCUACAGUGUGACAGCCCCUGACACUCAGACUUCCAACAGCUCCACUCAACUUACUACUAGUACUAGAAGCUGAGUCAAAGAGUCCAGCGAAGCGUGAUUUGGCACUAGAAGUUGGACCCGAAGUCGACAAGCCUUGCUUCGCACCAUGAGGGCCUUGUGUGUUGCUGUUUUGGUUGGUGUCUUGUUUACAUGCAUGACAGGGAGCCAUGCAUGCAGUUGUCAGCGUAACCACCCUCAAGACCAGUUUUGCAGAUCGGAGUUUGUGGUCAAGGCAAGCGUUGUCAGCAGGCAGUACAUCUACAAACCCACACCACAGCCGGUGACAGAACCCGCACCAGAAUCGUCAUCAGAGUAUUCCUCCUCUGUACUUGACGAGGAAGGUAAUUUAACUGAGGUGCAGGGACCGGCAGAGCUGCAGAACAGGCCACUGGCAGAGCUGCAGAACAGGCCACCAGCAGGCUUGCUGGCCCCCAUAGCAAUGAAUGAUUUCCCUCCGAGUACCAGGGAAGACAACAGGCCAAUCAAGUUGGAGUACACCAUCAAGGUGGAGAAGGUCUUCAAAGGAGACAAUUAUCUCUUGGAGAGAACUCUGGCCAAGAUCUACACUGCUCCAUAUGAGUCACUCUGUGGCCUUGUAGGGUUGACAAAUGAUAUCUCCUACAUAAUUGCUGGUUCUUUUUACAACAAUGAACUUCGCUUCGGCUUGUGCAGUUGGGUUGUACCUUACAAGAGUCUGCCCCGUACUCAGCGGAGAGGAGUGAAAUUGAUGUUCAAGAAGACUUGUGGGGAUUGCACAAUUGGUAGCUGCUAUGGUGCCACAUGCAAGUUUGUCCCCCAGGAAGAUAACCGUUGCAUGGUAGACAUUUCUAUGAUGGGCAACAGCUGUGAGGAGCAACACUCCUUCUGUGCGCGCUCAAGGAAGGCUUGCAAGUGGCAACGAAACAGAGAUUACAAGCAAUGCCUCAGCAGUACACCCUAGGAAAGCAAUCUGGAUACCUUCCAGAUUAUUAGGAGCAGAUUUUAUUGACAGAUAUAAAAAGAAGGCACAAUCCAGGUCAUUGAAUCACUACUCUACUCAACAGCCAAGUGGAAAUCUGGGUUGUGUCUUUUUACAUAUCAGAUACUAUGCCAGAGUUGUAUAUACACUGUAUUAUAAAAUAAUUCCCGUUAUCGAUUCUUCCUCUCUAUUUUCCUACCACUGUUCUCACUGACACAAAAAUUUGAUGUGGAAAAUGCCAAAUUCUAUGAAUUAGACAAAGCCAACAAUUGUUAAACCACUAACCUGAGGCUGAGGAAGACAAUGAACUGAGAUUUCAUAAGCAUUUCAGUUCCUGCUUUAACAUACAUACUAGGAAAUUUCAGAGCAAUGCAAAAUGCUUGAAUAUUUGAUUAGGGUGGGUGAGGAGGGGGAAAGGAAGUUCCUCUUCCAACCUUUUCCCCUACCCUUGGGGCAUUCACUCCCCACCCCUGCAUACCCAUGGUUACAGGAAGCUCUUUAUGAAUGAUUUCAGGUUUGAACAAAAGGUUCAAGACACAUAACAAACACUCAUCUCCAGCCACGGCCAGAAGUGUGUUUAGACAGAAAACACAGGGUGUCUAUGAAUUUCAUUUCCAGCCCAACUCCAAACCAGAAGAAAAAACAGAACUAAUUGAAUGUUCUCCACAUGGAGUUAAUGUGUUGAAAUAAAAAAAAUCCUCCUUAAUUACAUCCUGGGUCUGGUGAGAUUGCAAUUCUUAAGUGAGGCAAAGUCACUGAUGUGGUUCAAAGUUGGUAUGAUUAGUGUUAGAGUUUCCGCCAUCAACCUCCGUUCUAACAUCCUGUAUUACAGUCCAGACAUACAAUGAGGAUUUCCUGUAGUAAUUCUUCAGGGAUUUCUGACUGUGAUAGUGGGAGGGACAGCUUUAGUCAUGCGGAUACCAGAAUUAAACCUAACCCCCUGGGGUGUAUGUAAAAUCAUUCUGAAAUUAAGGACUGUGAGGGUAAAAGAAACAGUUCCUCAAACUAGCUUCAAUCUGGGGCCAACAGUGUAAUUUCACAGGUUGAAAAAACAUAGUUCUUAUAGUGGCUCAUAUGGAGGUGACAUUUAAAAAAUAUCUACAAUACAAGGUUAAGGUUGUUGGUUUGUGUAUUGAUAUAUAUGCACUUGCAUCUGUUAUAGCAGUUAGAUUACAUGUACAUAGUCAGUGGCACACUGUUUAUCACUCUUUGUGUAUAGCAACAAUCUAACAAAGAUUCUAUAAUUGAAUGCACUGUACAUGUGUACUGCUGGAUUUGUUUGUAUUUGUUCACUAUUUGGAUAUUUCAAAUGGGAACUCAAAAUAAUAAAUAAAUUCCAAAGUCUCUCA
Acanthaster planci (crown-of-thorns starfish) is the source of this 2362-nucleotide messenger RNA. RefSeq names its product metalloproteinase inhibitor 3-like. Gene Ontology annotation, biological process: negative regulation of membrane protein ectodomain proteolysis; negative regulation of endopeptidase activity. Gene Ontology annotation, molecular function: protease binding; metalloendopeptidase inhibitor activity. Gene Ontology annotation, cellular component: extracellular matrix. The record is from RefSeq and is a predicted model, not a curated record. Lineage: Eukaryota; Metazoa; Echinodermata; Asteroidea; Valvatida; Acanthasteridae.